AUGUUUCCUUAUUAUUUAGACACCGAGAUAUGCCUAUCUUUACUCUAUAAAACCCUCUCGCGCCCGGCCGACAGCAGAGUCGUCAUUUUGGAGCCCACCGCGAGGGGUUUCAACAUUGAUUCUGGUUCUUCGCGCAGCUUGCGAGAGAACGCUCACUCCGAUCUUCGUCGAAAUCUCCGUGAAGAGAUAUUCAUUGCAGUACACGACCCCACAACCGUUUCCUUCGACAACGAGUCUCUCUUUGACCUUGUACCCGACCACCUUUCGCGGCACAACAAUCUCUCGCCACAUUCCCCGAGCUCGCCGACUUUAGCUUGGCUAUUCAACGCACCUUUGACGCCUUCAACUCCGUCUACACCUUUGCUUCCUGCUACCCCCGUUCCUCCGAUCAUGGCCAAUCCGAUUCCAAUGCCGGCUCGAGGAGAUCGCAACGCUCCAGUCUUCGAUUCGUCGAGGCCACAUGAGCUGCGUCGCUACUUCUCUGAUCUCGAAUUCCUGCUGACUCGUUCUGCUGUCACGGAUGCCGCCGAAAAGAAGGGCCACGCAGUUCGUUUCCUUUCGGUCGAUGAUCAGGAGAUCUGGGAAGGAUUAGCGUCCUUCUCAGAUGCGGGAAAAUCCUACGAAGAUUUCAAGGCUGAAGUACUUGGCCUUUACGCUGGCAACGAUGCUGAUCGCCGGUUCAGUCUUGAUGACUUAGACCGACUGGUUGGACAAACAUCUCGGGUCGGGAUUCAUACAAAAGAGGAUCUCACCCUGUUCUAUCGCCAAUUCCUCCACAUAACAACGUUUUUAAUCAGCAAGGGGCGGCUCUCUGUAUCUGAACAGAGUCGUUUCUUCCUGCGAGCAAUGCAUCCGACUUCGUUAGCUGCAGCUGUUCGGCAACGGUUGCAGAUCAAGAAGCCCGAUGUGCAUCCCGAGGAUCCAUACGAUUUAACAGACCUUUAUGAUGCUGCUAAAUUCGUUCUCGCAGGAUCGUCAAGCUCGUUCCCGUCGUUGCCGUUGCCUUCGCCAAAGGCUGAGGUUAUGGUGAAGCCUGAUCCAGGCAUUUCUGCGCUUGUCUCGUCGGUUUCAGACCUUGUGCGCAUUAUCGCGGCUCAGCAAUCAACUCAGCCGGCUGCUCCGGUAACAACUGCACCUGCUCCUCGACGCCCACGGCCCGAUGGCUGUGGCUACUGCAGCGAACUGGAUCAUUUUAUCGGCCAGUGCCCACAUGUGGUUACAGAUACCCGUGCUGGGAAGUGUCGACGAAACACGGAUGGGAAGGUCGUACUCCCAUCCGGUGCUUUUGUUCCUGGUUCUAUUCAGGGACGCAACCUACGAGAGCGCAUCAGCAAGUGGCAUGAGGCGAAUCCAGGUCAGACUGCAGCCGCGCAGAUGAUGCUAGAAGUUACUCACCAAAAUAUGUUUUCCUCCUUGUUUUCGGGCCCGGAAAUCGCGCAAACGUUUACGCUGACGGACGAGGAACGCAUGGAAGUGCUGAAAGCCGAAAUGUAUCAGCUCCAAACGCGUGCUCAGGCAAAGCGAGCCAUGGAAACGAGAAAUCAGCCUGACGCACCUGAUCGCACUAUUCCAGCUCCGACUCGCAAUUCCCCGCCUCCAGUGCACGCUCCUGUGCCUGCCCCGGUUCCACCGACCUCCGCACCUCUUCCGUCAACUCAUCCGUUCGCCGCGGCUCGUGAUGGCGCAUAUGCGCCUCCGAAACAGCGAAAUCUGGGUGUGCCAGCUGCAAAAGCACUACCCCCCCGUUCUGCGGCGCCCAUCUACAAUCCCAAGGACGCAGCAACCGUAUUUGAUAGCGUUCUCGACACACCUAUCACCCAGACGCUCCGGCAAGUUCUGUCAACAGCUCCCGAAGUUCGUGCGCAGAUGCGCGAAGCUACGAGUUACCGCCGUGCUCCGGCCAAGACCGGCGAUGUUGCUCCGCAGUUCUUCAAAGCUGCAUCUGUCGCGGUCGCUGAGGAGACGGAGGCAUGGCCAUACGAAGAUGAGGAUGCGCUGGACCAGAUGCUGCAUCAACAGCGAGAUCUUGAUGCACAUCUGGCGUCAAUCUCCGAGCAGUUUCCAGCUGCCUAUGCUAACGCGUCGAGGCCGCCUCCGCAGGAUGCUUGGGUCGUGCCGGACGAGUUUGCGUAA
Mycena citricolor is the source of this 2133-nucleotide messenger RNA. The record is from the annotation of a GenBank genome assembly. Lineage: Eukaryota; Fungi; Basidiomycota; Agaricomycetes; Agaricales; Mycenaceae.